Molecule: messenger RNA, 526 nt
Organism: Scleropages formosus (Asian bonytongue)
Lineage: Eukaryota; Metazoa; Chordata; Actinopteri; Osteoglossiformes; Osteoglossidae
Product: ATPase inhibitor B, mitochondrial-like
Exons: 3
Coding region: 60-383 (107 amino acids)
Biological process (GO): negative regulation of ATP-dependent activity
Cellular component (GO): mitochondrion
Molecular function (GO): ATPase inhibitor activity
Source: RefSeq, a predicted model, not a curated record
ACCAAUUCGGAAUUCUUUUAAACACAAGGACACUGCGAGAGCACGGGUUGUGUGCAGUCAUGGCUCGGCUUUUGAGGAUCAAUUUUAGGGGAUUUGUGGCCUCCCAGCUCAGAAUGUCCUCGGAUCAGUUGGGUGAGCUGGGUAAAGGAGCAGGAAAAGGAGGUGGUGGAGGUGGGGCAGUAAGGGAGGCUGGAGGAGCCUUGGGCAAGAAAGGAGCAGCUGAGGAAGAGAGAUAUUUUAAACGCAAGGAACAGGAACAGCUGGCUGCCCUCCGGAAGCACCACGAGGAGGAGAUUGACCACCACAAGAAGGAGAUUGAACGCCUACAGCAGGAGAUUGACCGUCACAAGGGCAAGAUCAGGAAGCUCAAGCAUGAUGACUGAGCUCUUGAGCAGCCAGCACACCAGGCUCUCUGUGUUUGUCCUUGCCAAUAGCCUGUGCUGCUGUCUUCAACACUGCACUUUUUGUGUGAUUGUACAUGCCUGAAUUAAUAAAAAUAACUUGUACUAUUUUUGGGAAACUGCAA